GGAAUCCAUGAGAAGGGUAACGUUAGCUAGCCAACUUUCUGAUUUCCACACUGCAUUCUACUGGCCGAGGUUCGUCCUUUGGAUCUUUCCUACUGCAUUUUCACUGGAAGACUUGGGUUAAAAAGGCACGUCAGCGGAAUCUCACCUGAGCCCGUAAUUCCCUAAAUGCAAACCCAUUGACUACAUACUGCCCAACUCGGUGUAAAUAGGUGUGACGCAGCAACAUAAACACCUCGCCAGCUAGUGGUGACGGUGUCGCCAACAGACAUGCUCUGUUAGACCGUGUUUAUGUCCUGUCCUUGUCUGUGAUGCAUUACAACGGAUAGCUGAAAAGGUCGUUGUGGAAAAAAUCCUUAGGAGGACGAUCUCCUCGUAGAUCAUGUCCGUGAAACAUGCCAUCAGCCGGGGGCUGCAACUAGGGAGGUCGGUGCUCCAUUUCGGUCUCCUGAAACCAGCCGCCCGAGUUGCAGCGAAGUUCCGAGGCGAGCGGCUUCGCGUAGGCCCGCCCGCACGUACCGUUCAGCCUCAGACUUUCUUGCCAGCUCGUUACCGGUAUUACCGCGUUUCCCUCACCGGCCUGGCUGCGCAGCUGCAGUCCCAUGGUUUCAGGAGGCUGCUAGGCGCCGGCUCCCCCAGGAACAGGGCCGUGUUUUUGGCAUUCGGUCUUGGCCUAGGUUUGAUCGAACAGCAACUGGAAGAUGACCGAAGAGGUACCGCAACAUGUCAAGAAAUUCAGGCACUGUUCAGGAAGAAGAAGUUCCAGAGCCCCCUCAAGUCAUUUGCCUCAGGGUACAAGCUGGAGGACUAUGUCAUCGGGCGGCAGAUCGGGAAGGGCUGCAAUGCAGCUGUGUACGAGGCCGCGGCUCCGUUCGCCAUCCCGCGGGAGGUGGAGAAGUGCUCGCUGGUGGAGCUCAGGUCGGGCGGGGGUGACAAGCAGGAGGAUACUGGGCCUCUGAGGUGCCACUCCAUAACCAGCUAUCCACUGGCCGUCAAGAUGAUGUGGAACAUCGGGGCUGGUUCAUCAAGUGAGGCCAUCCUGAGCUCCAUGUGUCAGGAGCUGGUCCCAGCAGGCCCACAGGCAGUGAAAGAGGAGUCAGCAGUGGUUGCUCUGAACGGGCGUUUUGGCUGGGCGCCCAAAAGGGUGUCUGCGCACCCCAAUGUGAUCCGAGUGUACAGGGCCUUCACGGCAGAGGUGCCCCUGCUUCCUGGCGCCCAAGAGGAGUACCCCGACGUCCUGCCCACCAGACUCAACCCCACGGGCAUGGGCAACAACCGCACCCUCUUCCUCGUCAUGAAAAACUACCCAUGCACCUUGCGGCAGUACCUGGAAGUGUCUGUGCCCAGCCGGAGGGAGGGCUCUAUGAUGGUCCUGCAGCUGCUGGAGGGAGUGGAUCACCUGUGCAAGCAGGGUGUGGCACACAGGGACCUCAAAUCCGACAACGUGCUCCUGGAGUUUGACUCCGGAGGGUGCCCCCGCCUGGUGAUCACAGAUUUUGGCUGCUGCCUGGCGGAGAGGGACUGUGGCUUACAGCUACCCUUCACCACUCGCUGUGUGAGCAGAGGGGGGAAUGCCUGCUUGAUGGCCCCUGAGGUGGCCACAGCAGUUCCUGGCCCUGGCAUGGUGAUCGACUACAGCAAGGCUGACGCGUGGGCUGUAGGUGCCAUUUCCUAUGAGAUCUUCGGGCAGCCCAACCCGUUCUACAGCCUCGGGCCGGACGGGCUGGACAGCAGGAGGUACCAGGAGAAGCAGCUGCCCCCGCUGCCCGCCAGCACUCCCACCGACACCCAGCUGGUGGUGCGGCUGCUCCUGCGCAGGAACCCCAGCAAGCGUCCCAGUGCCCGCGUGGCUGCCAACAUGCUGCACCUGAGCCUGUGGGGCGGGCGAGCCCUGGCCAAUCAGGACAGAGCCAGCAUGAAGAAGAUGGCUGAUUGGCUGUUGUGUCAGUCCGCAGUGGUGCUCCUGAAGGGCUGUGGUCUGGGCGGGAGCUCCGUGGAGGCGGAGCUACAGAAGUGUUUCCUUGCCAACCUUGACCUGGAGGACCUCCGCACUGCCAUGGGGUUCCUGGUGUUUGGGUGUGAACAACAGAGAGCGGUCCUACCGAAUUAGGCUUGCUGUUGCUCUAAAGGUUUCUGUUGUGGUUUGAGUUCACUUUGGUAUUUUCAGAAGUGUGCACAAAGCAUCAUGUAUUUGACUACAGCUUUCAUCCCUUUCAACCUAUUCUCUGGAUGUGACAAGUGUGGGAAUUUGUUGAAGAUUUACUGUAGUAAUAGUAAACUUGGGGCUGAAGUUUUAUUGUGGUGUUCAUAAAAGCACUUUUAGUAUAAUCCUAAUUUGCAUGUGCCCAAUGCCAAGACUAGGGAUUACUGUGUAUAAUUGUGUCAGAUCUACAUUAAUGAUAGAACUCUCACUAAUCCUCAGUGUCCAUGUUUAAAUAAACAGAUCUUGACAUUGUAACAUGAGCAAAUUGUGAUAAACACGCUACUUUACAUAAGUGUAGAUGCUGCUAUAUUUAUACAAUGAAUUUAUUUUUUACAAGUGUGUAAUGACUACCCUUAAAAUGUGCUGAUUUACAGAAUCAGUAGGCUUGCUGCUCAGCACUAAAAAUAAACACUAAAUAUGGUUGCUUUCUUUAGCAUUAAAGCAGAAUCCUUUAUACAAGGUUGGAAAUCAUUUAACUAUUAAUUAAACAAUGUUAAGGUGGAUUUCCAACUAAUCAUUUGGGGUUAAUUUGGCAGUGUAGCUGUGUAGAAUAAAAUGGUCAUUACCAAAACAUGAGGAUGAUAUAAAACACAUUUCUGAAUUGCAAAUAAAAUUGUAAUUAUGAGUGUUA
Molecule: messenger RNA, 2831 nt
Organism: Megalops cyprinoides (Indo-Pacific tarpon)
Lineage: Eukaryota; Metazoa; Chordata; Actinopteri; Elopiformes; Megalopidae
Gene: pink1
Product: PTEN induced kinase 1
Exons: 8
Coding region: 380-2107 (575 amino acids)
Biological process (GO): regulation of apoptotic process; protein phosphorylation; positive regulation of mitochondrial fission
Cellular component (GO): mitochondrion
Molecular function (GO): protein serine/threonine kinase activity; ATP binding
Source: RefSeq, a predicted model, not a curated record